This is a messenger RNA of Electrophorus electricus (electric eel), 5048 nucleotides long. NCBI's taxonomy places the organism in Eukaryota, Metazoa, Chordata, Actinopteri, Gymnotiformes, Gymnotidae. The record is from RefSeq and is a predicted model, not a curated record.
GAGAGCGAGGGAAGAGACUGCCAGGCAGGGGAGGACAGUUGGCCGUGCCGCUCGCUCCCAAACGCAGGUGGAGGAGGAGAGUGUGUGAGCGUGGGGGACAGAGAGCGAGACUAAGGCUGAUCGGAGCAUCAUUUCUCCAGCGUUGCGGACGAGGCGAGACCAGAGCAGGAGAGGCAGAGUAAAGCAGUGCAUGGACACCAGUGAGAGCACGUUUUGCCGGUGCCGGAGACACGACCAGGACUCAGGGAGAGACAGCAGGAGGAGCACAGUGUGUGGCUGAAGACCCGCGGAUUCUCUCACUCCUGCUGUUGGGCUGAACUUUAGCUGCUUUACUCAGCUGACUGUGGAUCAAAAAUGACUUCAGAAACACUUUAUUAUAAUGUAGUCAUUUUGGGCACACGGGCAUCUCUCUGAUGACUACUGGACUUUAUAUUACUGGGCUUAUUUAUAUUAUUGGUCUUACUGUAUGCAGAAAGAAAAUCAGGUCCUCAUAUGCAAAACUUUUCUGUUUUAAUUAAUUAGUUAAUUAGUUAUGCGGCAAACAGACCUUCAGUAGUAUUGUGAUUACUUUAAGUGCUCUUGGCAUAAGGUCCUUUUGCAAUGUUCUGUUUUAGCCAGAUGUGUGUGUGUGUGUGUGUGUGUGUGUGUGUGUGUGUGUACAUGACACACUCUUCAGCAGUAUUUGAUUUCCUUGUUGGACUGGUGCCUGCUGUGCACUGCGCUGUGUGAGCGUGUGUGUGUGUGUGUGUGUGUGUGUGUGUGUGUGUGUGUGUGCGCGCGCCACUCCGAGUCUCUGUGUUUCUUCACGAGCGUCUGGUUCUCUCUGUGUCCAGAUGCCAGCAUCGAUUAUCUUCACAGCACCAUGGGAGAACUCGGGCCGCGAUCCGUACACUACUGAUCCACAGCGGGACUGACAGGACACUGUUCCGGGAAUCUCACUGUGGCGUGCGCCGGUCCUGAUUGGCUGAGCGUCGCUCUGACAGGUUUUGCGUUGGUGGAACUCGUUGUCUUUUGUUUGGGUCCGUCAAGAUUCCAUCUGGCAGGAUUCCGCCCCGCAGUCUAUCGCCAUGGCAACAACCUGGCAGCUGUGAAGUUCUAUCUGGUCGUUUUCACAAGUUAGCGUUGGGCGAGCUUUUGCGGGCGCUGCCGUUCACGCAGACCGAGGUUCUGAGGAGCUUCUCUCCUCUCUUUCAUCUUUUACUCGUCUGCUCUGUUCAUUGACAGUCGGGCUCUUACGUUUUGUACGGUUUGGUGCUUUGUAGCCCUCAUAAUUUUUGGACGACCAUAUCCAUCAGUACUUGCGAUUAGGUGCUCAGGUGACGGGUCACCGAUGUUCAGGUCAUGUUCAGGUUCUUUGGUAGUUUGCAUGUGUGUGACUAAGUCUGCAUCGCCAUUAAACUCAGGUCUCCCGAGAGCCUCGCCAUCGUCAACGUGCCACAAACCAAUCGCAGAGGUGUGCGUCGGCUAACCUCCUACCUGGCAGGCUUUGCCCCUUUCAUUCCCUUCACGUGUGCCCACGUCAUUUUUAAGCUCACGUUUUUUAGCUUCUGUACUGUCUCGCCUUCGGUUCAGACAGACUGGAAUGGAAUCCACGCCAGACCUCAGUCAGCCGUGGUGAACCAACGGCGUGCCAUCUUGGACUGAACCGUUGCGGCUACACAGGGAUUCUGCCAUAUUCUUCAUCUCUUGGUGCUAGUCUGAGCUGCUUGGCUCUGGCGUCUCUGCUGUUACUGAGCUGUUUUUACCCCCUUUGCACUGUUUCCCCUGAACACUGUGCGCCUGUGUGGCGUGAAGCGCUACCCGCGGCGAACCAGCCGCGACGCUAGGAGCUCUGAAUGCCAUCUGACUGCGCAGCAUCGAUGACAUGGUGCAGAUCUUGAGCUGCUAGGCCGCUUCGUGUUCCAUGCGGUGUGAUUAUAAUCACCGGUGCAUUUGAACAAGUCCACGAAGUCUUAGAACUCACAGAACCUCUUCAGAGCUGUACUGUAAAGACACUGUUUAUCAUCAGUUCAUCAGUCAUUUUUAAAGUUUCACAGCGGUGCGAGACUGUGCCCCGGUGAUACCCGACAAGCUCCACCCCCUCCUGCCUGGGUGCUGUGGGCUCCAACCCACUCAGCUCGUCCGUUAGGCGACAGACGUGCAACUUCUGUAACGGCACAGAGUCGUGUGAGCAGCUACGCCAUCUCUGGUCCAACGAUGAAGGACCCAGCAGACACAGAGACACGUUGGACCGCAACGCAAAAGAGACAAGCACGCUGUGAUUUUUUUCGACAAAGAGACUUGGAGAGACCUUAGGAGGAACUAAGAGAGACUUGGAGAGACCGUAGGACAAACUAAGUCGUCCUCAGAUUGAAUGCCGUCGCCGCGCUAAACACGCCGCCAUGGAGAUCGCGCCCAAAACCAAAUACACUCCCUUCAGGAGCGGCUCUUUCAGCUCGGCAGACGAGACCACCUCCAACCUCUCUCUCCCCUCCUCUGCUCCGCCCACUCCUCUCACUCCUCCUGGCAUCCCUUCUUCUCUCUCUUCCUCCUCGCUCGCCCCCAUGCUCCCCCCCGUCUCGCCGCGGCCGGCCGAGAACAGCCCCACCACGCUGUGUUCCUUCUUCCCCAGGAUGGGUGCCCUGCGCCUGGGCAUGUCUGCCACUCUGCUCCCUGGUCUCAAGGCCUCCAGCAGGUCUGAGCAGGCGGCUGGACCCCUGCAGGUGCCGGCAGUGGAGGCCGUGCAGGGGGCGCCCGCCGCGCUGUCCGCCCUGCCUCUAACCGCUCCAUCUCCCCCCCCUCGCCCCCCCCAGGACAUGAACCGGCUGGGCGGGGCAUCGCGGAGGGCACGGGUCGAAGGGGGCCAGCUCGGAGGAGAUGAGUGGACGCGCCACGGUUCCUUCGUCAACAAACCCACCCGAGGAUGGCUGCACUCGGACAACGUGGUCAGCACCACCGGCGUCUCCUACGCCGUCAGGUAUAUGGGCUGUGUGGAAGUUCUGCAGUCCAUGAGGGCACUGGACUUCAACACCAGAACUCAGGUUACCAGGGAAGCCAUAUCAGUGGUGUGUGAGGCUGUACCAGGUGCCAAAGGAGCUCAGCGCAGGAGGAAGCCUUCCUCUCGUUGCCUCUCCUCUAUCCUGGGGAAGAGUAAUCUCCAGUUUGCUGGAAUGACUAUAAGUCUCACUGUCUCCACCAGCAGCCUCAACCUACUGGCAGCUGACUGCAAACAGAUUAUCGCCAACCAUCACAUGCAGUCAAUCUCUUUUGCGUCCGGCGGAGACCCAGACACUGCUGAGUAUGUAGCCUACGUAGCCAAAGACCCUGUCAACCAGAGAGCGUGCCACAUUCUGGAAUGUUCUGAGGGUUUGGCCCAGGAGGUGAUCAGCACCAUCGGACAGGCCUUUGAGUUACGCUUCAAACAGUACCUGAAGAACCCGCCCAAACUCGUCACCCCACAUGACAGGAUGGCCCCAUUUGAUGGGUCAGCGUGGGAGGAGGAGGAUGAAGACUUGGCUCCGCCCCCCGAGGUCCCCUACUAUAAUAACUUCCCUGGGAAGCAGCCGCCCCCAGGAGGUCUGGUGGACAUGAGGACACGUCCUGGACACAGCACUGGGCCCACACUGCCUUAUGGACAGCCUGGAAUGAACGAUAUUCAUAAGCAACCUCUGCCUCCAUUACCAGUAGGAGCGAAGGACGGAGGCCUGUUUGACGACCCAUCGUAUGUCAACGUGGAUAAACCCCGUCCCCCUGUGGCUGCAUCCAAUGGCAGUGCUAACAGAGAUGCGUUUGAUAUGAAGCCAUUUGACGACGCGCUAGGCGGGCCAUGCACAGCGGUGCUCCCUCUGGCCGAGCAGCUGCAGAACGAGUCUUGGUUCCAUGGCCCCCUGAGCCGGCGGCAGGCCGAGCGACUGCUCAGCAGGGACGGGGACUUCCUGGUGCGCGAGUCCGGCACCACGCCGGGCCAGUACGUGCUGACCGGCCAGCAGGGCGACCAGCCCAAGCACUUGCUGCUGGUGGACCCGGAGGGCGUGGUGCGCACCAAGGACCACCGCUUUGAGAGCGUCAGUCACCUGAUCAGCUACCACAUGGACAACAGGCUGCCGAUCGUGUCUGCGGGAAGUGAGGUGUGUUUGCAGCAGCCCGUGGAGCGCAGAGCCUAGGGGGAGGGGCAUCUUGCCCGCACACCCCCCGCCCGCACGCCAUGACCCCUCCCUGUCUGCCCUGCACUCUGGAGAUCUCUUUGCUUGUUUGGGGGUUUUUUAAAGAGUGUGAACAAAAGACAAAAAGGAACAUUGAGUUUGUACUUUGCUGUCAAUCAAGACCAAGAGGUGGUCGCACCCACCGGAAAACACGACUCCAACAGAAACUGCCAAAAAAGGGACAACCACAAAGCCCUAUGGAACGGGUGUGAUGUCACUCCCUCUGAGUGUCAGGCGACAUGACCCGAAAGAGCGGAACUGUCCCUGUUUUGAUCCACUCCAAAGAGACCCAGACACUGGGAAGGCUGUUGCCUUUGGCUUGGUGAAUUCAUUCUCAGAAAACUAUUUAGGAUCACGUGUUUGUUCAGAUCAGGUUCCGGAUGUUCCUGCAGUUAUCCAAACACGGACUCUAAUCUUAAAGUUCUUCACCAUGCAUUAAAGGGUUAAUCCUUCAGAUGGUCAUCCUCCAAACCUGCAGGAUUCUGACUGCUAAACCACCGGGCUGGGUGGAGUCACUGGGCUGACUCACCACCGGGCUGGGUGGAGUAUUUUCUAAUCACUCCUCUGAAGGUCCCAGGUCCCACUGGGAGUAAUGGGAACACUGGGAACACUCCGUGACCUUGCAUGUGAGGCUCCAGGUAGCACGCUCUCACACCAGAUGCAGUUCUUUAUGCAAAAAACAAACUCCUCCCAGGUCCCGUCGGCCAUAUUAAUGGAGGUCACGGAGGGACGUGGUUGAUUUAAGACCCGCGACCCGUCUGCCUAAAACACUGGAGCCGAAGACGAGAGUAGACGAGAGCAUUAAACGAGAAACACGACAGAAGCACCAUAAUCCCACCGCUUGGAAACAAUGAGCGGAACUUAAAA